GAUUUGGAGUACCUUUGGACCGGAUCGACUCGGUUCAAGAUACUUCCGGAGACACCGGUCGCAGCUUUUUCGUCUACCUCCACAACGGCUGCGGACAACUUGGCGGAGAUGGAGGUGCUGGACCCGGUGGCGUUUCCUUGCUACGGUGGCGACACCUUUCCCAGUCACUGGUCAGAGGAACAACGGGCCACAACUGCGAGACACUACAAGGCGAUUCCUGAGGAGUUCUACACGAAGUCCGGUCGUCGUCCUAUCACACCGGACAACAUGGAUGCCUGGCUUGCUGCGGUCAAACGGAGAAGGCUCAGGCUUCAUGCCUGGGAAUGGUUCAGCGGAAGUGGGCGUUUGUCUUUGUGCCUCCUCAUGGCCAACAUGAUCGUCGGGCCACCCAUUGACUACCGCUACGGCUGGGAUGUUGCACAUGCGCCACAUCAAGCACUUCUUCAACGAUGUCAUGAAGUUCUCGCUCCUGCGCAUCUCUUUGCAUCUCCCAGCUGGUCGUCAUGGAUGACUGCAACGAAUAAGGAUCCUGAACUUCGUGAGCUAGACCGACGACCUGAACUUCCUGCAAUACAAUACUUGACAGAGACCUGUCUGAUACAACGCCAGAUGGACUGUGGUUUCACGGUGGAACAACCAGCAGGCUCUUCACUACUCAAGGAAAGUCCACUGCGGCGACUUUGUGACCACUCCGGCAUAAAGACGGUUCGGUUUGAUCAGUGUAUGUUCGGGGCUCAGGAUGAGGCCCAGCUUCCUCUUCGGAAGGCCACGUGCCUUCUCACGAACCGACGAUGGCACAAGGUGAUCAAGAGAUGCGGCGGCCAUCGCGGCAAGUCUCAUGGCCAAGUCCAAGGGCGUCUUCGAGGUUGCAGUCGGACUGCCAUGGCUAUGGUCUUUCCGAAGCGGCUUUGCCAGGAGCUAUCAAUGUUUUCUACACCUGUGAGAGAUGUCAACUCGGUCGUGCUGCUCCUCCUGGAAGUGAACAUACUUUGGUUCCGGGUGAAUGUCGCUAUGGUCAACCAUCUAUGCGAGCAGCUCGAGCCCAGGCCACUGGCACCGCAGGCGCACCGGGUGCACCGCAUCCUGGGGCUAGAGCAUCUCCACAGGGCUCUUCUGGUGAGCCUGGCAGUUCUUCGUCAGCACCACCGCCUUUGGCACGUGACGACUUGGAGGACAUCGCCG
Molecule: messenger RNA, 1182 nt
Organism: Symbiodinium necroappetens
Lineage: Eukaryota; Dinophyceae; Suessiales; Symbiodiniaceae
Source: the annotation of a GenBank genome assembly